Messenger RNA from Ornithodoros turicata, 777 nucleotides. RefSeq names its product H/ACA ribonucleoprotein complex subunit 2-like protein (gene NHP2). The transcript has a single exon. The record is from RefSeq and is a predicted model, not a curated record. NCBI's taxonomy places the organism in Eukaryota, Metazoa, Arthropoda, Arachnida, Ixodida, Argasidae. The coding region runs from base 117 to 677 and encodes 186 amino acids.
CGCAGUGUACGAUACUAACGACCUCGCCGACCAUCUUUCGCUUGCCGCUGUCUGCCGCAGUAAGCACGUGCUUAGGCAUCGUUAGGUCGUUAUUGCUGUUUAUACUACCGUACACAAUGACGACAGUUAAGCGUGAAAGAAACGAUGACGGAUACGAAGACGAAAGCCUCGCCUCUGCGCCGAAGAAAGCCAAAAGAGAUAAGUCCGUUGAUUUAUCACGCGUUAAAAAUGAAGCGGAUGAUGGUUUGGAUGAAAGCUGUGAACAGCAAGAAGAAAUGACAUACGAAGAAAAGCUUGCUUUCGUCAAUGCCAUCUCUCACCCUAUGGCGUCCAAGAAACUUUGCAAAAAGCUCUACAAACUUCUUAAAAAGUCGUGGAAGCACAAGGGCUACGUCGUGAAUGGAUUGAAAGCAGUGCAGGCUGCAAUUCGAAAGGGCCAGACUGGUCUUGUAAUUUUAGCUGGAGACGUUGCACCGAUUGAUAUAAUCAGCUUUCUACCAGGAGUGUGCGAAGAAAAGGGCAUCGCGUACGUUUAUACGCCGUCCCGUAAAGACAUUGGAACUGCUGUGGGUACAAGAAGAAAUAUCAUCGUCGUAAUGGUAAAGGAGCAUGCAGACUACAAGCCUCUUAUGGACGAAUGCCUUGAGCAAGUGAGGGCACUUGACAUUAUGGUGUGACAAUACAUUCACGAAGCCAUCGCGAUAGUUGUUAUCCAUGUGUGAAGCAUUAUUUUCAUGAAUGAAGCCAUUUGUAACAUAAAUACACAUUUUAUUAAAG